AUGUCUGCCUCCGAAACCGCUACCAAAUUCUCUUCUGCUGAGACCUCCUCCGUCGCUGGCGGACAACUCAUCGGACGCUCUAACAAGGGCGCCGUCGCACCCAAGGAAGCUUUGAAGCUCCGUUUGGACCUGAACCUCGAGGUGGAGAUCGCCAUCCAGGCCAAGGUCAACGGCGACAUCACCCUCUCCCUCCUUGUCCCAAUGCUGACCGUCUGA
Molecule: messenger RNA, 216 nt
Organism: Desarmillaria tabescens
Lineage: Eukaryota; Fungi; Basidiomycota; Agaricomycetes; Agaricales; Physalacriaceae
Exons: 2
Coding region: 1-216 (71 amino acids)
Source: RefSeq, a predicted model, not a curated record